CGUACAAGUACAUACAGUAAGCCCCAAUCCGGUGCAGUUCCGUACCGGUAUUCCUACACCGUGCAGUCACAACCAGGGAGGGGACUCAACUCCCUGACUUCCCCACAAAAAAAGGCCCCAAUCACAUACGCGCACUCACCCACCGUGCACGGCUAUUGACGGCUCAAUCAACAACGCUCCCAGUGGCCCGCACGGCCUCGGAUAUACAAGUACUCAACCCGCAACCCGCAACUCGCAUAUACCAUACGUAUACUAACUACAUCCUUUUCACUUCCACUUCAUUUCGAUCACAUACACUUCACCACCUUUUUUCUUUUUUUCUUUCUUUUUUCCUUUGCCUUUGGAGAUAGAUAUAAAAGAAGAAAAAACGGAAUUUCUCGGACGACAAACACCCGGAACCACAAGCCUGGCCGAAGGGGGGCAUACUUGAGGAGGGAAGGGAAUUAAGGUUUUUUUUUUUGUUUAAAAAAAGUAUUGCCGUGUGUGGUUUGAUUACUCGGAUAAAGAGAGAAGCAGAAGAUGCUGUGGGGCAGCACUGGUAGUCGAGGGGUUGUGCGGGCUGGAUUUUUCCGGAGCAGUAAUGGCAGCAGCAGCAGCAGCAGCAGCAGCAGAGUCCUCCUUCCAUUUAUUACAACCAGUACAAAAUCGUCGUUGUUGGCUGUAUCGAGGCUGCCGAGGUCAAGGGGUUUCAAGAAUUCUGCUCAAGUGCUCGUGGUGAAACCAUUCUUACUAGCGGACAUUGGUGAAGGUAUGUCAGCUUCCUACCCGUACAGCCACCACAACCAGAAACCGACCAGCCAGCAAACCAAUCAACCCCCACGCAUCACAUAUACACCCGAGCACACAAUCCCCGGGGAAGAGGGGGUGGACUGGGAUUGAAGAGGAAGACUAAUGGGCGAAUUGGAUAAAAUGCAGGAAUCCGGGAAUGCGAAGUUAUACAGUGGUUUGUUCAGCCAGAGGCAAGAGUGGAGCAGUUUGAUAAACUUUGUGAGGUUCAGUCUGAUAAAGCUUCCGUGGAGGUAAAUUCCACUCCUUUCUUUUUGUUUCUUUUCGGGAGGGGGGGGCGUUGUGUUUCCCCCUCUUGCGGGUUCCUGAUUUACUUGUUGUUCCCGGAUAAAUGUGGGGGGGUUUGUUGCUCGCACCGGUCGGGCUUCUGGCCGGCCGAUAGGUUCGGUUUGCCAGUGCUGUGGGGUGGGAAGGAGAGAAAGGGGCGUUGCUGAUCAUUUCCCGCAGAUUACUUCACGGUACGAUGGGGUUAUCAAAAGGUUGCAUUACGAGGCUGGGGAUAUGGCGAUUGUUGGAAAGGUUACACCUCCCUUGCUGCUGAGCCCCCACCGUCCGAGUACUUCCUUUUUUUUCCUUUUGUAACGCUUACUUUCUACCAAAUUGGACUUGUGAAACUAACUGGAUUGCGGGAAGUACAGCCUCUCGUCGACAUUGACCUUCAAGCCGACAUCAACGAUCCGGAGCAACUUGGGGAGAUGCAAAGCGAGGUCCCUGCAGUAUCUGCGGUUCCAAAGCAAGCACCCAAGACACCCGAGGGCGUGAAUAGGUCUGGACAAUCCUCGACCCCGACGACCAUGCCACACGGAUCCCUCGCCACACCAGCCGUUAGGCGCGUGACAAGAGAGCAUGGCGUGGAAAUCACGGAAAUUACAGGCACUGGGAAGGAUGGACGAGUCCUCAAGGAGGAUGUGACAAGGUUUGUCGAGGCCAGGAAGUCUGGUAAGCUGGUCUCGCGGUCGUCGUCGCAACCCAGUGCCCUCCGACCCCCACAAGCACGGGCCGUCUCCCCAAGGGCGGAGACGAAGGUUCCCCUCACGCACAUUCAGUCGCAGAUGCUGAAAGCCAUGACCAAGAGCCUGGCAAUCCCACACUUCCUCUACUCCGACGAAAUAAACUUCGACCCACUAAUCCGGCUCCGCUCCACAAUCAACAAAUCCCUCAAUGCAAACUCGCCGGUGCCAAGGGUGUCCUUCAUGCCCUUCGUCAUGAAAGCCGUCUCAAUAGCUCUGGACCAAUACCCCCUCCUCAACAGCCGCCUGGAGUUUGACAGCGAUAACAAGCCAGCUCUAGUCAUGCGUCCGCAGCAUAAUAUUGGCGUAGCAAUGGACACGCCAGCGGGACUUGUAGUCCCCAACGUUAAGGACGUCAGUAGCCUCAGUAUCCUAGACAUCGCAGCGGAGCUCAGAAGAUUGCAGGGGCUGGGUGUAGAAGGCAAGUUAACCCCUGCAGACGUAAGCGGCGGAACAAUAACUGUAAGCAACAUUGGGAACAUCGGCGGAACGGUAGUAGCUCCUGUGAUCGUCGUCGGCGAAGUCACGAUCCUAGGGAUGGGCCGGGCGCAAAAGCUGCCAAGGUUCAACGAGAACGGACAAGUCGUCGCGGAGACGGUUAUGAACUUCUCCUGGUCCGCAGAUCACAGGGUCGUUGACGGCGCAACGAUGGCGAGAAUGGCGGCGCUGGUGAGGGAACUGUUGGAGGUUCCCGGGCAAAUGUUUGCCAGGAUGAAAUGAUUCACGUCACUCAGUCCCGCCGACCAGCAAAAGUUUCUCCCGAAUCGCUAAUACGGUAGGCGUCCAAUUAAUAAGUUACCCCGUUCUCCUCAAUGGCACACAAACCACACGCUAUCCACCAAUCAGACGAGCGAAUCAUCUAAGCAACCCCCGAGACGAUACAUAUGGUCAAUCAAUCAAAUAGGUAAAUAAAUGAACAAAUAAGUAACCUUAUCUCACCUACCCUACGGUAUCCACAUCCAGCCCCAGUUGCUUCCUCGGCAUUACCAGGUCUCCCUUCCCUCCCUCCUUUUUCGCCCCGUUCGAAAUCGGUCCUAUGACGCAGGUGCUGCAACCGCAACCGCAAUCGCCAUUGAAUCAAUCGAGAUCUCUAUUUUUUUCAUCCUAUUUUCAUCCACCCUUUCCUUCCCGAAUAAUGUCCCUCGAAGCGAAGCCAAUUCCCCAGACCUUUUUCCCUUUCUCUCUUCUUCUUCCCCUUCUCCCUUCCCGAGUCUGCAGCAUUCCUCGAACGUCAGUCAGGUGGCCAUUCUCCAAACUGUCAUCUUCAUGGCACUGUGCGGUGCGGGUACCCGGUAGCUUUACCCGCGGCAUUGUCUCACGCUGCGUUGCACAGUACUCGUACUUGCAGUCUACACUACUCGUAAUCGAACGGCAUUAAAUUUUGUAAAAUAUGGCCACUGUUGCAUAACCCCAAACCUCAGCUCUUUUCUGCUUAGAUCACGGUAAUGUAGAUCUUAUUCUUAGGCUCGUGCGAUAGUGGCCGUGCCCACAGGAAUAUCGUUCAAUUACGAGUACGGUUCCGCGCUGUAGCCCACCGCCGCCGGAUUGUCCCUUUUCACUUGGAUCUGGGUGGUAGUCUAUGUACUGUACGAGUACCAGUAACUUAGCGGUUCCUAUUUUUUUCUUCCUUGUUUUUUCUUUCCCUUUCUCUUCUCUCCUUUUCUUUUUCCCCUUCCGCUAUUUUUAUGCUUUUUUGAUGUCAUGUGAUGUGGUUGUGUUGCUUGGAUGACGAUGGCGAUGAGCACGGCAUUGGCGAAUGAUGAUUGAUAAAAAGUGUCAGCCCCGGGAGAGGAAGGAUGAAGAGAAGACCCAGAGAUGGAACUUGUGCCUGUUUACACAGUAUUUGUUUGUCUGUUUAGAAAUAAUUACAGUUGAAUUGAAUUGGACUUCAACAAUGAUGGAUCCCAUAUUU
Molecule: messenger RNA, 3708 nt
Organism: Tuber aestivum (summer truffle)
Lineage: Eukaryota; Fungi; Ascomycota; Pezizomycetes; Pezizales; Tuberaceae
Source: the annotation of a GenBank genome assembly